AGUCUAGUCAGUGGGCAACAAUCCUUAAAGGACUUAUCCUACCUUUCCUUCUAUACAAUUUUAUUCACUAACGAUCACACAAAUCUCCAUGUUAGUAACUGAACUGCAUUGGACAUAAUUGGAACAUUGAAGCUGCCUAGUAUCUGUGACACCUAACAAUGCGACAAUAAUUUGAAAUAAGAACAAAAUACAAGAGCAAAUUACGACAUCUCAGAACGGAUUAUGGUAGUGCUUGGGAAAUCACAUUAGCUAGGUGAUGUCUAUGUGUAAAAAAUAUUUAGUACGAUUGGGAAGAAUAUCAAACAAGUAACACUGACAUUGUGACUGAUGCGGAACGUUUGCUCUCCUCUUAGUUUCCGGGGGACUAGUUACGAUACCGCACACAUUCCGUCUGAACCAUGUCUCUCCGUGGACAAGAGGAGCUGCCGACUUUUUUCGGGCGAUUUAUACAUUGGAUUAAUGUCUUGGACCCGACAACCUUUUUGGCUUCAGAUGCAGAAAUUGAAAACUCCAAGAACCUGUUGGAACAUUCUGGACAUUCUACUAAAGAUUCUUUGGAAGGCGAAAAGGUGAAAGAAGCAUUGAAAGUAUGUGAGGCAUCUCUUCACCCAGAUACUGGCAAUAUAAUCCCUCCAAUAUUUAGACCUCCAGCUUUCAUGCCUUUGGCUACUCCACUGGUUGUUGCUGCGCUGCUUCCACACAAAGGAACAAAAUCAGCCUUCUUUUGGCAGAUUCUUUUUCAGUCCUACAAUGCUGGCUUUACCCUGCUGAAUGGGAGAAAUACCAAUAAUAUGGAACAUGUUACUUCCCAGCAGUCUCUGCUCCUUGUAGGAGCUGUCAGUUAUGCAGCUUGUGUUGGGGCUAGUCCAUACUUCCUGAUGAACAGAUACAAACUCACCAGUCCUGCAAUGCAAACCUUCUUCAGAAAGAUGCUACCAGUGCCUGUAAUCACUUUUCUGAGUGCUCUUAAUGUACUGUUUGUGAGAAUGCCAGAGAUUGAGCACGGAAUAGAGGUGCGGGACAAGGCUGGAAACAUUAUUGGAGUGUCUCACCAUGCAGGAGAAAAGGCUGUGAAGGAAACUGCCGUAUCCAGAAUGGCACUUGUUGGUGUCACCUCUCUAAUGCCAAUGUUGCUGCAUUUCGUUUUCCAGAGCUCGCAUUUCAUACUUAGGAAUCCGCUGGCUUUAACUCCCAUCACAAACCUGACUACAGCUCUGGUUUUCGGUGCAAUGAUCCCGGUCUCUUUUAGUAUUUUCCCACAGCAUGGAAAGAUUCAGAGAGAUGACAUAGAAGCUGAGCUACAAGACAAAACCACGGAAUCAGAACUUUUUUAUCAUCGGGGGCUCUAACUCCUGGUUCCAACUUAACUGGCUGACUCUAUUUAGGUUUAUUUUUAUUGUGUAUAAUCACUAAGAAGCAAAUGCGCAGCGGAGACAAGAAAACCAUAGAAAUGUACAACUGGAGACAAAAAAAUAUGGACUCUUGCGUUUUCAUGGUUUCUUUAAUGAAAAAGAAUAUACUUGAAUAAAUUAUGCAGAGAUCAUGGCCUAUUUCCUUGUAGCAGUUUUAUGAUGUAGUGUAAGUGCGAGCAUUCAGGAACAAACACUUUUCUUGAGGAUUUGAAAAAAAAACCUGAAAGUAUUUUUCACACAAAAAGCAACAUCAGAAGAUGUCGUUAUCUAAAGCUGGAGGGUAGCAUGUUCUGGAUUAGUUUAAAGGGACAUUGCACUCUAGAUUUUUCUUUGUAUAAAUGUUUUGUAGAUGAUCCAUUUAUGUAGCCUAUUUGGGAGUGUUUUUAUAACAAGGUAUAGUUUUGCUUAUUUUUUACGAACAUUGUGCUGAUUUUCAGACUCCUAACCAAGCCCCACAGUGACAGAUGUAUACACAUGUUUACCGACUCCUGUUUAUGUUAUCUGUCCUUUGAUAUGCAGGGAAGGGGUCUGCUCUUUUUGUUUACCCAGCCCCUUUCAGUGGGUGUCCCAGACUACCUCAUCAACAGAGCUAAUCUGGGAGCUUCUAAGUAAGUUUUUAAAAGGUUUUAUACUGGAUUUUUAGAUGAGUAUCUGUGCAUAUUCUUCUUUAUAGUAGUGUCUAUUACAUGCAGCUAUCUGUAAAUUGGUGUACACUGUCCCUUUUAGCACUUACACAAAGGGUGGUUGAUUCAUGGAAUAGACUUCUAAUUAAAGUGACAAGGAUAUAUAUAUAUAUAUAUAUAUAUAUAUAUAUAUAUAUAUAUAUAUAUAUAUAUAUAUAUAUAUAUAGUAAGAGUCCAUAAGAGCAAUUUAAAUAUAUUUAAAUCAUGAUUUUCAUUUUUAGAAUAACUUUUCAUAUUAUUCUUCCAGUUAUAUCAGACCAUUACGAAUUUGGUUAUAUAGUAUUAGAUAUGAUGCAUAGAUAGAUCAUUGAAAUGGAGGUUAGUUGGAGGUGAACUAUCUCCAGUUUAAUUAUUUAAUCAUUCAUAUUUGAUCAACUUUUCACCUGUACUUUAUUGUAAGGAAAUAAAAAUAAUGAUUACAUUAAUAA
This is a messenger RNA of Bombina bombina (fire-bellied toad), 2523 nucleotides long. It is a transcript of the gene SFXN4, whose product is annotated as sideroflexin 4. The coding region runs from base 399 to 1349 and encodes 316 amino acids. Gene Ontology annotation, molecular function: monoatomic ion transmembrane transporter activity. The record is from RefSeq and is a predicted model, not a curated record. The transcript has 14 exons. Gene Ontology annotation, biological process: monoatomic ion transport; mitochondrial transmembrane transport. Gene Ontology annotation, cellular component: mitochondrial inner membrane. NCBI's taxonomy places the organism in Eukaryota, Metazoa, Chordata, Amphibia, Anura, Bombinatoridae.